CGUUCUUUUCACAACUGAACUUAAUGUCCUUCUGAAGCUAAUUUAGAAGCUAUCAGUUAAGAAGCUUUCUGGGCAAACUAAGCUGAAAGUUCUUAAGGAGAUUGCUAAGGAGCAUCAGAUCGAUUGGGAUAUAACUAAGACUGAGCCUGAGCCGGAACUUCUCAAACAUUCUAAAGAGCUGAUUGUAUAUGCUGCUGAUCGAAACUCUUCUGUUCAUACUUCUAUAAAAUUACAGAGUUAUCCCUAUUUUUCAAAUUUGAAACUGUAUUUCGUUAUUUUCCUUUUCUAUAAGCACAUUUUGCCAUUUAUUUUUCAGCAUAUACCAACUACUGCUUUUGCUUUAAGGCAUAGCUCCUUGAGUUGACAUAUUACUUUUCUGUUCUGCGAAGGAAUAUUAUGGACAAAAGAAAACAUCUUAUAGCAAACCGUAUUCAGGCUUCUAUGCUAAUUUCUUAAAUGUAUAUUCAGAUGGUGUUUGGUUCUUCAGAAAGUAAUACAGCAAAGAAAACAAUAGGUGGAAAUCUUAACAUGAAUUUCGUUUUUUGUCAAAAUAUCAAUGAUGUGCUCUUUUCAAUUUUCUUGGCUCUUUUUCAGAUCAUAGGUACCCUACUAUGCAAAUGAAUCUGCUUGUCUAUUUAAAAAGAAAAUUUCAAAUACUCAUGCCUAUGCAAAUGAAUCUGCUUGUCUAUGCAAAUGAAUCAUAGGCGUGAGUGGAAGUCCUCGUCAGUCCGCGAAUCCAGCGGCGCCGCAAGCUGAGGCCCUCUUUGGCGUGGGAGAUCAGUGAUGGCGUCGGCACAGCCCUCGUCGGCUUGGGAGAUCGGCAGCGACGCGGGUGCAGCAACACUUCCUCAUCAUGCCUCCGCUCAUUACACGAUCUUCGGUAAAAAAUCAAAAGCCGAAAAACAAGACAAACAAAUGCAGAAGGCCAACCUGCAAAAAGGAAGCAGAUCCGUGUUUUGAUGGCCUGAAGCUGGAGGAUGUUGGCCUUGAUUCAACCAUGCCAUACUUCAGAGCUGAUCCGCAAGGUCGUCCUAAAGUGAGCUAUAUACACUUCGCUGAUUCUCCCAAGCUCACAGUGAGGCUUUGUGCCGACCAUUGCGGCACUCCAACUUCUCCUGCCAAGGGAGGCAAGAAAAACGGGUGGAAAAUGAGAGGUUCCAAAAGUAACAUUGCGUUAGAGAGGGUGCAUAUCCACUGAGAUGUCAUACAUUGCCUGAAUCGUGGCCAUUGGUGUUACCACCAGGCCAAACGAAGCGGAUGGCAUCCUUUGCUGGCACGACUUUUCUUUC
This is a messenger RNA of Phragmites australis (common reed), 1289 nucleotides long. RefSeq lists its product as uncharacterized. The record is from RefSeq and is a predicted model, not a curated record. Bases 854 to 1198 code for a protein of 114 amino acids. Lineage: Eukaryota; Viridiplantae; Streptophyta; Magnoliopsida; Poales; Poaceae. The transcript is spliced from 3 exons.